AUGAAAAAAAAAAGAGGUUUCUCAAUUGGGUUUCCCAUUCUCAAAGGAACCCUCUUGGUUCUUCUUCUACUACUCAUCUCUGCAUCAUGGUUCAAAAGAAACCAACUCACUAUCCUCCUCACAGGUGCCACCAAUUCAACCUCCGAGGUUGUUCAAGAUCCUUCUGAAAAAACAUUCUACGACGACCCAAAAUUAAGCUACUCCAUCGAAAAACCUAUAAAACAAUGGAACAAAAAACGAAGCGACUGGCUCAAACUCCAUCCUUCCUUCGCCGCUUCACGCGACCGGAUACUUAUCGUCACUGGCUCGCAACCAACGCCGUGCAAGAACAAGAUCGGCGACCAUUUGCUGCUAAGAUGUUUCAAAAACAAAGUUGAUUAUUGCAGGAUCCACAACUGCGAGGUUUACUAUAGCAACGUACUCUUGCACCCAAAGAUGAAUUCUUAUUGGUCCAAAAUUCCAAGUAUUCGAUCUGCUAUGAUGGCGCAUCCAGAAGUAGAGUGGAUCUGGUGGUUAGAUGCAGACGCAGUUGUCACUGACAUGGAGUUCAAGAUUCCGUUGGAGCGUUACAAGGAUCAUAAUCUUGUUGUUCAUGGUUGGUCCAACAUGGUGUACGAUGAAAGUGAGAAUAAAAGCUGGACUGGGCUUAACGCUGGUUCGGUUCUGAUUCGUAACUGUCAAUGGUCUAUGGAUUUGUUACAUGUAUGGGCACAAAUGGGUCCGUUAACAUCAAACUAUGAAACAUGGGGGAGAAUCUUAACUUCAAUAUUUAAAGAUAAACUGUUUCCGGUAUCCGACGAUCAAUCUUCUUUGAUUUAUUUGCUUUCUAGGCAAAGGAGAAAAUGGGGUGGGAAAACAUAUUUAGAGGAAGGGUAUGAUUUGGAGGGUUAUUGGAUUGCUUCGUUAGGGAAGUUUGAGAGGUUGAAGAAUGAGUAUGAUGAGAUGGAAGAUGAGGCUAGGGUUUUGAGGAGAAGGCACUCCGAGAAAUUGAGUGUUUGGUAUGGUGAAAUGAGAGAGAGGUAUUUGGGAGGGAAAGAAAAGAGGCCUUUUGUGGCACAUUUUACAGGGUGUCAGCCAUGUAGUGGGGAUCAUAAUCCUAGCUAUAAAGGGGAUGUUUGUUGGAAAGAGAUGGAGAGGGCUUUGAACUUUGGUGAUGAUCAAGUUCUUAGGAAUUAUGGGUUUGUGAGGAAGGAUCUUAUGAAGUCUUCUGUGUAUGAAGUUCCAUUUGGAUACCCUAGGGUUGAGGAGUAG
Molecule: messenger RNA, 1251 nt
Organism: Vicia faba (fava bean)
Lineage: Eukaryota; Viridiplantae; Streptophyta; Magnoliopsida; Fabales; Fabaceae
Source: the annotation of a GenBank genome assembly